Cydia pomonella (codling moth) is the source of this 4151-nucleotide messenger RNA. RefSeq lists its product as uncharacterized. The record is from RefSeq and is a predicted model, not a curated record. The transcript is spliced from 2 exons. NCBI's taxonomy places the organism in Eukaryota, Metazoa, Arthropoda, Insecta, Lepidoptera, Tortricidae. Gene Ontology annotation, molecular function: nucleic acid binding; zinc ion binding. Bases 2717 to 3535 code for a protein of 272 amino acids.
CUCUUUAUUGGCACAACUCGGUAAAAAGAUACAAAAGAAAAGAGAGGAAACAAUUAAUGAGUAGAAAUUUAUAAGUCGAAAUGAUAGUUUUGCCGGACAUUUUCCGCAAAUCGACCAUCAUUGUGCCUAUGUUGCCUAUUAUAUUUUUAGGAUAACAAUUAGUCUUAAAUCACGUUGCGUAUAGAAAGACGUAAGUUAUUUUGGUCACCUGGAGGCUUAUUCUAAUUGUAAUAACAGAUAUAAAUUUGAUCCGCAUUUGUUAUGGAUAUAUUAUGUCAGUGUCAAGUGUUAUUACGGUUAUAAUAAGCCUCCUCUGAUCCAUUUAGCCACUUCUGAUACUAACAAUUUUUUUUUAAUUAUGUCACACACCCUUCCUCCUACGGAAAGUGGAGGUAAGGAAAUAAAUCUCCAUGUACCAAAAAGUGUCAUCAAAAAACCAUAAAUAGGUGGCGCUACAAUACCUAGAAUACUUGAAAAAAAAAAAUCAAAUCAUAGACAGCCCACUUCACUCCGUCAAUAGCGCCUAGAUUCUUAGCUACUCUAGCGCUACUCUGGAGAGAUUUGGAACUAUUAUUUAUAGCUGACAGCUGGACACUUUUGCAACAGUUCUACCAUAAGAGAUGUCACUCCUCUUAAUUCCACACUCCAUACUUCCUCCUUAUUUGGUUAAUAACAUUUCGUAACACAUGACAUUGACAGUACGAAGGUUAUUUAGAUUGUGAAAUAUAAUCUCACCAAAACAAGAAAUCAUCAUUAUAUUUGUUAUUUACAUUAUCAAAGCGUCGGUUUGUCGCAUAAUCUGCUUUGUUAUGUAUACAAGAGGGUGCAAUUUAGCUUGAAAAUACUAUUGGUAAUAAAAUAUUGUUCAUAAUAAACUCAGAUCAUAGAAAGUACUAGAUGGCUGACGGAGGCGUGGCGCGUGUCGCCGCGACAUGGCCACAUCGUGGCCAUACCGGCCCGCCGUAAGACAGUAGCAAAUUAGCUGUCAUUGAACAAUGUGCGCGUCAAAUUUAUUGAAAUGCCGAAUUAUAGCGUUAUUUUGUGUCGAAAUAGGAGUGCAUCCAAAAACUAUAAGGAUCAUGGAGUUACAUAGUACAUUUUUUUUCACGUAUUAGUCAAUAAAACCACACAUUUUAACAAAUAAAUCCAGUGACAUAUGAUUUUUCUGAGUCAGACCAUGUUGUCAUACAAACGCGUGGCAAUUUGUCUAUGCAUUCUACAUUGACGCUUUGGCAUGGAAAACUAUUUGUAGUGUCCUUAGCAACGGCGCAAUGCAUUAAACCGCUAACGAUAUUCACAGUGACAUUAUUGUUUCUUGGUACGACCGCCAACCGCUCCCUUCAUUGACGCCGCGAAGUAGAGUGGUGCUCGUGCAUAUAAUUGAUCUUUGAGCGUUAUCGAUAAAAAUGUUUGGAUAUACUGUAUACACACAUUAAAAAUAAUUACUUUCAUACGAAAGUAAUUAUUUUUCAAAUAAAAUUUUACAAUUAUUUUAUAUGCACCUAAUGUUUAAUUUAAUACUUAUUAAUUUGGAUUAAAAAUCGAAAAGGUAAGCCAAAAAAUAAACUGAUUUAAUUAAGUACAAUUGUACAAAUGUACAAAUGUUUUAUUUCAGAAAUAAAAUAAUAACAGUAUUACAUUUAUGCUGGCCCCCACAGUUUCCCGAAAAUCCCAGUAUUAACGAAAAAUGGAUAAAUGCUACAGGAAGAGGGCCCUAACUGGUUUACGAGCGAGAAAAGUGUUAUUUGUUCGGAUCAUUUUCAAGAAAAAUGUUUCCAGUUACAGUUACAGAUAGAAUAUAAAUAUGUUUAAAAUAAUAUUAUAUUGUAUACUUAGUCGAUCCAAAAGUUCUAUCAGAAAGAUUUUUACCGAUAAUUAUGAUUACUGUUUCCUUAUUAUUCGUACAUAUGAUAUAAUAGUACAUUACGAUACAAGUGCGAAAAAUAGGAAAUUCGAAACGAGUGGCGAUAAAUUAAAACACGACCGAAGGGAGUGUUUUAAAUCGACACGAGUUGCGAAUUACCUAUUCGCACAUGUAUCGUACAACGUUUUACAGUACAUAUGGCCCUUUAAAUGUUCGACACAGUAACGUAAUAUGCUACUUCUCGCACUAGUGCUAUAAAGUAGCCCCAUAUGUACUGUAAAAGCUUAUUUAAUGGUGCAUUAUACUUACUAUAUAACAUGCUGGAAUUGCUUUCAAUUGGUGACGAAAUAUGCUAUAAUAAACUGAAACUUUUUUUUUAAUGAAGCGCUCGCGUCUAACGACAAUCCCAAAGUAAACAAAUUAAACAAACAUUACAUCAAUUAAUUUGACUUGACCGUUAUUCGAAGCUUAUUUAAUUGAGAUAGGCUGCACGUUUCCCGCCGGUUAUUGCUAUCUCUUUCUAUACCCCUUCUUCAUUUCUCCCUCCACCUGGCAGUGGGGAUGACUUUGGUUCAUUCCCAGAUUUCAAUUUGUUCUUCAUUGGCGUCUAGUUUCCCGCCGCGGUUGGUCGCGCUCUCAAAAAUAUUAUACAGAAUAAGGAUUAAAAUGUAAAUGAUAUGUAUGUAUGCAUGUCUAUGUGUGCGCGCGCACGCAUCCCAUUACCUACACAUACAAAGUCAGUAAUAAACCAGCUGUGCCUCGGUACGAUUGCGUUUCAUUGCUCCCCACUCUACCCACAUAUAUCUCAGUGGCGACGAGUCGUGUCUUACCCGCGCGUAACAAAAAAAAAACAUGGAGCAUUUUUUCGGAAAUUUGUCUGUUUUCGACCAUAAUUCCCAGGAAUGGGAGAUUUUUCAUAGUCGACUGUUGCAGUUUGUCAAAUUAAAUCAAGUGGGGGAAGACAAAAAGGGCGCGUUACUUUUAACGCAUUUGUCAGAUGAAACAUACCGAUUGGCAAGGAACCUUGUUCAUCCUAAGAAGAUUGAGGAAGUCAAGUUCGACGAGUUGGUGAAGGUACUCGAUCAACAUUUUACUCCGAAGCGCUGUACUUUCGCAGACCGUGCGAAAUUUUACGCGGCUACGCGGGAUAUUGGCGAAAGUAUCGAGCAAUGGGCGGCUCGAGUUCGAGGACUUGCGGUGCAUUGCGAGUUUGGGAGCGCGCUGGAUAUGAUAUUGAGGGACAGGCUCGUGCUGGGGUUCAGGGCAGGACCGGAGCGUGACAAGCUUUUCGAACAGGAUGCUGCAACACUCACGUUCGCGAAAGCCGUAGAAGUGGCUCAGCAGGCGGAAUGUGCAAGGAAGGUGAAGGCCUUACCUACCGUGACCGUUAAGGAAGAGCCACUGUACAAGGCGAGCAUGGGCCGGGCGGGCCAAGCGGCCAGCCGAGACCAGCCUAUGCGUCGGUGUAGUGUGUGCGGUUUGAAAGGGCAUGAGGCUGAUAAGUGUCGUUUUAAAAAUUAUCGUUGCCAAAAAUGUCACAAUAAAGGUCACUUGAAAAAGGUGUGUAGUGCGCGUGUGAACAACAUUUCUGUUGAAGAUGUAACUCCAGACGACCAGGAUUGCAGUGACUGUCAGGAAUGUAAAGUCUUUAGUUUAAGAUUCCCAAAUUAAGUCGGGAGGAGUUGAUAUGUAUGUAUGCAUGUCUAUGUGUGCGCGCGCACGCAUCCCAUUACCUACACAUACAAAGUCAGUAAUAAACCAGCUGUGCCUCGGUACGAUUGCGUUUCAUUGCUCCCCACUCUACCCACAUAUAUCUCAGUAAACCAAUUUGAUUAGUUAAGCAUAAACAAGCUUUCGCAUCAUGGUACAUGUUUUUUUUUAAAUUAUAAGCUUUGUGUUACAUUUUAUCAGUAAAAACCUUUGUGAGAGAACUUAUGGCUCAACUAAUAUACCUUACACGUACCUAAAAAUUCUUAGCUCGUAAAUAAGGUCAAAAAUAUAAAGGAAUAUAAAUUAAGUCUAUGGCAAUUAUUACUUAAAACAAAAAUGUCUAAACUAUAAGGUCAUUUUCAGAACAUGUAAAAUAUCGAUAGCUCUAUCGAAUUGUCCUCACUCUAGUGCCGCCGCUCUAGGCUCCUACACCGCGCGGUUUGGCCAAUCACAGCGCGUGAGUUGGUUGUCUGGCCACGCCUUUAAUGAUGUGGUGGGGGACAGUUGGAGACAGCGAGACUCGUUGAAAUUAUGCUUCGUUAUAAAUCUCCUUACUUCUUAUAUCUAUGAUAAUAAA